CGUACCGCGUUGCUGGUCUGGGCUUUUACGGGUGGAACUCCCUGCAUUCAUUUUGGUGAACAGGAGAUCUGAAGGUCAUGAAUAUCAGCCAUUCCUUGCCCUCCUCCGUAACCGGAAUAUCCUUCUCAUUUCUGUCUGCCGAAGAUGUUCGUCGCAUUUCGGUCAAACAAAUCGUCAACCCAAUACUUCUUGACGAUUUGAACCGGCCCAAUUCUGGUGGACUAUACGAUCCGGCUCUUGGACCCAGUGACCGACAGGACAUAUGUGCAACUUGUCGCUUGUCAUAUUUUACCUGCCCAGGGCAUUUUGGUCACAUAGAACUUCCAGCACCAGUUUUCCACCCAUUAUUUAUGACGAAUGUGUACAAUUUGCUGCGCGGAACAUGUCUUUUCUGUCACAGAUUCAAGAUGUCCAGGACAGUGCUAUCAAAAUACGCCGCGAAAUUCAAACUUCUUGAAUAUGGACUACUGAACGCGGCUCAAGGAGUUGACGAUUUGCAUCUUGCCGGUACGUUUACCGAACGACCAACAGGGAAGGGGAAAGGCAAAGAUCUACAACAGGAGGAAGAAGCGGUCGACAUUGAACCGGACGAUGAAUUCAUUUAUCGGGUGGAGGCAUAUGUUCAUCUUCAGCUGAGCCGUGCUUCCAGUAGCAAGAGGGACAGUUAUAAGGAUGCGCUAGUCUAUCAAGCACGGAAAGACUUGAUCAACGAAUUUUUGAAGAGUACGAUCCUGAACAAAUGCCAGAACAAGGAUUGUUCAUCAUUCGCCUAUACGUUCCGCAAGGAGAAUCAUACGAAAAUUAUCGAAUAUGAUUUGUCCGAAAAACAAAAACGUCAGCAGCUGAAGAAACGUCCGGAUGUCCUCCUUCUAGAAAAGGCAGAGAAGUUUAAUUCUCACCAAAAAUCCCCACGCGACGAUUCUGAUGUCGAGAUGGACUCUGCCGGCACAGACAGUGAAGGAGAAGGCGAUGACCUGGAAGAGGACGAGGACGAGAACGAUGGGGAUAAGGAAGUAGAUACAACUGCUCUUCCGCGUGCUGCGAACGGGAAAGUCAAGACGAUACGAGGACGGAAUGAGCGAAUCAUGGCACCGGAGGAAUGCAGGGCGCAUCUUCGUCGUUUGUUCCGAAACGAGGAGACAAUGUGCUCUUUGCUUUACGGCAAACAUGGCGCCUUCGCGAAACGAAAUUCCAAAGGGCUCUCAAUUGCAUCUGCUGAUAUGUUCUUCCUCGAGGUGAUCCCCGUCGCGCCUACCCGAUUCCGUCCCCCUGCUUCCAUGAAUGACGUUCUGUUCGAACAUCCUCAAAAUGAGCUCUUGGCUAAAGUCCUGAACACGUCAUAUCGCCUCAGAGAUCUCAAUCUCAGCCUGCGAAACGUCUCACAGAAAGGCCCCGACUAUAAUGAAGCGGAGAGGAAAAAGCUGAUGAGCAGUCUUCUGGAUGCUCUUCUUCAGUUGCAAGUCAAUGUCAAUAGUUUCAUGGACAGUAGCAAGAAUCCCGCGCCCGUGAGACAAGGCAAACUUCCACCUGCGGGUGUGAAGCAGGGGUUGGAGAAGAAGGAAGGAUUGUUCCGAAAACAUAUGAUGGGUAAACGAGUUAACUAUGCCGCACGAUCUGUUAUUUCUCCCGACGUCAACAUUGAACCUAAUGAAAUCGGUAUCCCACCGGUCUUUGCCACGAAACUUACUUUCCCCGAACCAGUCACGGCGAUGAAUGUCGUCGAGAUGCGUCAGCGAGUAAUAGCAGGCUCACGGGAACAUCCGGGGGCAACAAUUGUGGAGUAUGAAGAUGGUCACCAAGUGUCACUGGAUAAACUUUCAAUAGAACAAAGAACGGCAAUUGCUAACCAACUGAUGACACCUCAAGCCGAAGAACAUGUUGGUUCUGGGAGACGUGGGCUGUACACGCGGACACCAGCAAUUAACAAGAAAGUUCACCGGCAUCUUCGGGAUGGCGAUAUGCUGAUACUCAACCGGCAACCUACGCUACACAAGCCAAGUAUGAUGGCGCAUAAGGCCCGUAUCCUACACGGAGAGAAAACUAUUCGGAUGCAUUACGCUAAUUGUAAUUCCUAUAAUGCUGAUUUCGAUGGUGACGAGAUGAAUAUUCAUUUCCCUCAAAAUCAGGUGGCCAGAGCUGAGGCUCAAAUGAUCGCAAACACCGACAACCAAUAUCUUGUCCCAACGUCCGGAAAUCCUCUGCGAGGACUCAUCCAAGAUCAUGUAGUCGCAGGCGUCUGGAUGACCACUCAGGACGCCUUCUUUGAGCGUGAAGAGUAUUUCCAGCUUCUAUGUGGUGCCCUCCGAGCUGAUGAAGUUGUCGGUGAUCGUCUGGUUACCCUGCCACCUACGAUCUGGAAACCUCGGCCACUGUGGACUGGCAAACAGAUUAUCUCCACGGUUUUGAAAAACAUCACCCCGCGCGAUCGAUUGGGCCUAAAUCUCGUUGCUGGGACCAAAGUGCCCGGGAAACUUUGGGGUCCUUCGUCAAAGGAAGAUACGGUCAUAUUCAGGGAUGGCGAGCUCCUUUGUGGUGUCCUUGACAAAGCUGCUUUUGGAGCUUCCGAAUACGGUCUCGUUCACUCCGUCUAUGAACUAUACGGAGCAGAUGUCGCUGGGCAGCUGCUAGGAAUUCUCAGUCGGUUGUUUACCAAAUUCCUCCAACACCGUGCAUUUACAUGUAGGAUGGACGACUUGACGCUGACGCCCGCUGGGGAUACGACACGGAGGGGCAUCCUAGAUCGCGGAAAGAACCUUGGCACAGAAGGCUCUAUCGAAAACUUCCCUUCUCUGGCAAAUACACCGAAAGAAGACAUCCCGCAGGCUCUAAAACAGCUCUUGGAAGAGGUAUUGAGAGACGAUAGCAAGAUGGCUGGAUUGGACAUGACAGUCAAGUCCAAGCUCGGGAAACUCACCUCAUCUAUCUCCGAAGCCUGCAUGCCUAAUCACCUCCUACGAAAGUUCCCCCAUAAUCACAUGCAGGCCAUGACUCGUUCCGGUGCAAAGGGAUCAGAGGUCAAUGCCCGGCAAAUAUCAUGUGGUCUUGGCCAGCAAGAACUCGAGGGUCGCCGGGUGCCCGUCAUGGUCAGUGGAAAAACCUUGCCCUCGUUCCGCCCCUUUGAGACCAAAGCAAUCUCUGGCGGAUACGUUGCGAGCCGAUUCUUAACAGGAAUCAAACCACAGGAGUUCUACUUCCACUGCAUGGCCGGUCGAGAGGGUCUCAUUGACACUGCCGUCAAGACGUCCCGCUCUGGGUACCUGCAGCGGUGUCUUAUCAAGCACUUGGAGGGUAUACGCGUGCAUUAUGACCACACAGUUCGGGGCAGCGAUUCGUCUGUCUACCAAUUCCAUUAUGGAGGAGAUUCACUCGAUGUUACGAAACAAAAACAUCUCCAGCAGUUCGAUUUUCUUGCCGCUAACGAGACGUCUUUCGUUAGUCUUCUGGAACCAGCACAACUGAAAGAUGUUGUCGACCAGAAGCCCGCUUUGGGGCAUAUGAAAAAGACUCUUAAGGCGCUCAAAGAGGACCCCAAGCAAAACACGUACGACCCUGUGCUGUCUAUAUACAGCCCUAGUCGUCAUAUGGGAAGUGUCUCCGAGGGUUUCGCUAAAGCGAGGGACGACUAUAUCAAAAAGAACCCGGGUGGAUUAAUCCAGAAAAAGGGUGAAAGGACGUGGUUCAAACGACGGACUGAUUUGAUUUCUGGUAGUCAUUUCAGGAUGUUGACGAAUGUCAAGUAUAUGCGCAGUUUAGUAGAGCCCGGAGAGGCUGUGGGAUUGCUAGCUUCUCAAGGUGUUGGAGAGCCAUCCACCCAGAUGACUCUGAACACCUUCCAUUUUGCUGGACAUGGUGCUGCAAAUGUCACACUCGGUAUUCCUCGGCUACGUGAGAUCGUUAUGACUGCAUCUCAGAAACCCAAAACCCCUUCAAUGACCAUGAAAGUUCGCCCUGGCAUUCCCCAGGCAGACAUAGACAUGUUUUGUAAGCGUGCUAGCAAGCUGACGUUAUCUCAAGUGGUCGAAAAAGUUACUGUCACGGAGCAGCUGAAAGCUCAGGGUGCUGCGCGACGGCUGGAGUAUCUUUUCGAUAUCACGUUCUUUCCCGAAGCAGAGUACACCGCAGAACAUGAAGUUGACCCUUCUGAAAUCCUUGCAUGUUUCGCUACAAAGUUCCCGCUAACUCUCAAGAGGGAAAUCGUUAACGAGAUGAAGCGGCUGGAUUCUGAUGUCAAGACUCAGAUGGCAGAACUGGGACGUGGGAAGAAAACAAGGGAAGAAGGCGUGGCUGAUGGCGAUGGAGGCGAUGAAGAUGCUGGAGAGCCAAAAAGGACAAGAGGCGAUGACGAAGGCAGUGAAGUUGGCGAUGGUGAUGCCGAUGAUGCCAAGCGAGCGCGCCAACGAAAGCAGCAGGCUACGUACGACGAGGAUGAUGAGGAGCAGGAGGAGGAAGAAAAGGAUAUGGAAGCUGAACUAGAGGCCGAGUUUACCUCUGAUACAGAGUCCGAGUAUGAGGACAAGGCCAAGGCUCGGUCAAAGGAACUCCAAGAGGAUGCGAAACGUGUGGGGGAUCUCUUCAUGGGACAUCUCCACCAGUGCACAUCCUUUGACUUCUCCGAGUCACGGUGUACGUUCACCCUCGAGUUCUCCUCUGAAAUGCCCAAGUUACUCUUCAUCGGUAUCGUGGAACGCACUUGCCGCUCAACCAUCAUCCGACAGAUCCCUGGCAUCACCGACUGCUUCCAGGUCAAAUCAGAUGGCAAAAGCGGUGACAGUCGGGUGACGCUCACAACUAACGGAUCAAACUUUAGGGGUAUGUGGGAGUUUUGUAUCCCCGAUGUUGAGGGUGUUUUAGAGGACAAUGAGACGUAUUCGAACGAUAUCUACGCCAUUUUGAAGACGUAUGGUGUCGAAAUGGCCCGAGCUGCUAUCUUACGAGAGAUGAGUGGUGUCUUUGGUGUCUAUAGCAUCAAGGUGGAUCAGCGUCAUCUGGAGCUUAUUGCAGAUUAUAUGACGUUCGAGGGUGGUUACAAACCAUUCAAUCGGAAGGGUAUUUCCACAAAUCCGUCGCCGCUGCUAAAGGCGUCGUACGAGACAACAGCAGCUUUCUUGUCAGACGCGACACUGUAUGGAGACUUUGAUGACCUAUCAACCCCCUCUGGAAACAUUGUCUUAGGACGGCCAAACUUGACUGGGACGGGGGUCUUCGAUGUCGUGAUGCCUAUAGACACAAAAAUGUAGUAAUUUUAGAUCUAAUUUGGAAUCUGAGUUCAACCAAUCCAAGCCUAGGUCUGACUAGGUACUAGGAAACGCGGUUCCACCUCUACA
Messenger RNA from Desarmillaria tabescens, 5324 nucleotides. RefSeq lists its product as uncharacterized. Gene Ontology annotation, biological process: DNA-templated transcription. The record is from RefSeq and is a predicted model, not a curated record. NCBI's taxonomy places the organism in Eukaryota, Fungi, Basidiomycota, Agaricomycetes, Agaricales, Physalacriaceae. The transcript is spliced from 16 exons. Gene Ontology annotation, cellular component: RNA polymerase I complex. Gene Ontology annotation, molecular function: DNA binding. Bases 78 to 5237 code for a protein of 1719 amino acids.